Daphnia pulex (common water flea) is the source of this 678-nucleotide messenger RNA. Its product is annotated as RNA-binding protein 48-like. Gene Ontology annotation, cellular component: nucleoplasm. The transcript has 3 exons. Gene Ontology annotation, molecular function: nucleic acid binding. Lineage: Eukaryota; Metazoa; Arthropoda; Branchiopoda; Diplostraca; Daphniidae. The coding region runs from base 1 to 678 and encodes 225 amino acids. The record is from RefSeq and is a predicted model, not a curated record.
AUGGAGAAUACUUUUGUUCUUAGCAAACAAAUUCACCAUGAGAGACAGGAGCUUUGCACAAAUCGUCCAAGGUACCGACAAGGGAAGAAACUAACUGCUGUGAAGGUAUAUUCUGUGGUUGAUGAGUCUCAGUAUCUGUUGAUAGACAGAGUGCCUGCCAUAGCUGUAACUGCUGAACUAGAAACACUGUGUCAAGGGUUCGGAAGCAUUGAAUAUCUGAAACAUUUACCUGAGUAUCCCACAGAAAAAUUUUGCGAAGUGUUUCAGGUUAAGUUUCAUACAAUACAGUCAGCCAGAUUUGCAAAACGUAAAAUGGAUGACAGAAAUUUUUAUGGAGGAACACUACAUGUUUGUUAUGCACCAGAGCUCGAGACAUUAAAUGACACUCGUUCCAAGUUAAACAACAGGAGACAAGAAAUCGAGAACAAACUGAAAGCUCCCCAAAAUCGAAAACAUAAACUGUCAGCAACAUCAACUUCAGCAGAGCAAGUUCAUUGUCCUUCAUUAGUGAUCGAGGAACCUAUAUCUGAUUCAAAUGCUGAGCGCUUUACCACAACCGAACCUCCAAAUUCAGAAGAAUCUCAAAAAGUAACUGUGGCGGGAAAGCAACCUCAACCUGUUUAUGAACCUCCCAAAAAGCGUAUUGUGUAUCAUGUCUCUAGUAAGACGCCUCGUUGA